This is a messenger RNA of Lampris incognitus (smalleye Pacific opah), 4774 nucleotides long. It is a transcript of the gene tacc1, whose product is annotated as transforming, acidic coiled-coil containing protein 1. Gene Ontology annotation, cellular component: cytoplasm. Bases 340 to 2961 code for a protein of 873 amino acids. NCBI's taxonomy places the organism in Eukaryota, Metazoa, Chordata, Actinopteri, Lampriformes, Lampridae. The record is from RefSeq and is a predicted model, not a curated record. Gene Ontology annotation, biological process: cell population proliferation; mitotic spindle organization; cerebral cortex development. The transcript has 13 exons.
AGAGCUGUGGUAUUCAUCCACUGAUGCAGAGGGAGAAGGCGCGUGAGUGGAAAAAAUAACACCGAGUGAGAGGGAAGAAGGCAGCCAAAGCCUUUUGUCAUCUUGAGAAACCUUGAAAACAAAAAGGAAGCGGCUUCUUCCCUUAAUGGGGGACCUGUUACUGAAAUGAAGAGAAGGAUCCUGCGAGAAAAGGUGUCUCGGAAGAUGUGAGCACCUACGGCAGGCUGGAUACUUAAAGGAGGUAAGCAGAGAGGAGAAUCCGUACGGCGUUGGAUACCAGGCCAGUCUCCCCAACCGGUGAAUCAACAGACUGAGGAGGAACCAGCGGAAAGAGAAGCGAUGUCUUGGCUGUCACCCGUGUCAUGGGCCAAAUGGACAUGGACGGCGGUGCGAGGAGGCGAAGGAGAGGAGGAUGAGGAGGGGCAGGAGGAGAGGGAGGAAGGCAGUGGUGGAGAAAGAGGAGAGGAAGAGGAGGAGAGAUCUCAAGGCUGCAGCUCUGACUCAGAAGGCCAUUUUGAGACUCCUGAAGCAGCAACUCCAGUCCAUGUCCCCCUGACAGUCCCAGGAGAACUGGAGAACAAUACUGAUGCAGGCAGUGCAGAUUUGGAGCAGGAGGAACAGCUGAUUGUGACCGGUCCUGCAAGUGCUCAGGAAUUACUGCUUGACCACAACAUGGGUCAGGAUGAGCCAGUGGUCCCGCUGGGCAGCCCAUGUGAAAUAAACAAAACUCAAACAGCAGAAAACACAGAGGACCUUCCAGCAUUUUUGCCUUCUGAGCCUGUCUCAGAUUUGCCUUUGACCAAUGUUGGACCAGAUAUGGCCAAAAGCCCAGCUCCACCCUCAUUCCCAUCCCCAGAGUCAACCCCAGCUCCAUCAGCAAUCCCAUUCCUGGUCUCAGAUCCUGAUCUUGUUCCAGCUUCAGCCCCAGAUCAGAUUUCAACUGAGACCUGUGGACCUACAGCUGACAUAGGUUUAAAUGCCACUGAAAAGAGCUCUAUUUCUGGCCCAGAAACAUUCUAUAAUGGUUUACCUAGCCAGGAAGAACCAGAACAAAAGACAAAACCCAUCAAUUCCAAGCCUCCAUCUCUCAAGAUAGAGGUAUCACUGAACGAGUCGUCUCAGGAUGAUGAGGAACAUGAACUACAGGUCCCUAAGGCCAGCUACAACUUUGACAUGGACCAGCUACAUGACGACUUUAAUCCUUUCACCAGCGGCGGAUCCAAAAUCCAGAACUCUCCUCCACCAUGCUGCCCAAGCACUCUCCCUAGACUAGAGCCAAUAGGGAGCUCGUUGCCGGUUUUUGAGACUGGCACUGCAGCUCAAAUGGAAGCGGAAGUGACAGAAUCUACAGAGCCCAGGCCUGUGAAGCUUGAGUUCGGAGUGGACGAGGGGGAAGUCAGCAAGCCUCCUCCAAGGAAGUUAGGUGGGAGAAAGUCACUUGGAAAACUUCCAGCCAAGAAGCAGAAACCCAAGGGAUCAGGGACUGCCAGUAAACCAGCACCAGAACCUGCAGUAUCUCAGUCAAUCACUGAGCCAGUGUCAGAGCCAGCUGCAGAAACUGCUGUUGCUGUGGUUUCAGAGUCCUCUGCCCCUCUGGACCCGGAUGAUAUUCCUAUUACGAAGUCUGCAUAUAACUUCGAUCCCAGUCAGUGGGACGACCCUAACUUCAAUCCUUUUGGUAGCAAUAGUCAAGUAAGUACUUCUCCGGUGCUUGCCAAGACCUCCUAUAACUUUGACCCUGACAACUUUGAUGACUCUGUGGACCCUUUUAAACCACUGAAAAGCCUGAGUAAUGAGGAUUCCUUCAAUGACAUACCUCAGCCUGAGAAAACAGUUAAGGAUGGGGGGAAAGAGAAAGCACGGCUCCCGCGGGAGGAGAAGAGAGAAAGACAAUCUCCCAAGAAAAGCAAGGACAAAACAGCCACGAACUCGUGUAAAGUGAAGAAAUAUGAAAACCAGUCCUUGGUCCUUGACGUUUGCAAUCAGGAGGAGGAUGCAGUGGUGGUUCAGGCUCCAGAGGUUUCACAUCGGGUCCGUCACGCCACUGACGAGGAGAAGCUGGCUUCCACCGCCAUCAUGGGCCCGACCGCGGAGAGCCAGGGGGAGAGAGGAGACCCCGAAUGCAGCAGAAGACUUGGGAAAAGCCAGCCCGUCAGUGAUAUGCCAUUGACAGAUGAGCCUGAGAUGAAGCCAGCAGUCCACCUGGAGGAGAAGGACAGCUGCAGUAUGAAAUAUGACAUGACUGAGGAGCUUACCAUCAGCCAAAUAGCAAAAGUGUUUGGCAGUCAAGACCAAGGCCAAGACCCCGCCAGCCCCUACCAGGACAACAUUCCUCUGAGUGAGAUGGACAAGGCUGCAGUGCUCACCCUCAUCAGGGAGGAGAUCAUCGCUAAAGAUAUUGAGGCCAAUGAGUGGAAGAGAAAGUAUGAGGAGAGCAGAGCAGAAGUUAUGGAGAUGAGGAAAAUAGUUGCGGAAUAUGAAAAAACAGUUGCACAGAUGAUUGAGGACGAGCAGCAGCAGAAGAGCCUGUCCUCUCAAAAGAGUGUCGGGCAGCUGACCAUGGAGAGGGACCAGGCCUUGGCUGACCUCAACUCGGUGGAGCGCUCACUCUCUGACCUCUUCAGGAGAUACGAGAACCUAAAGACUGUCCUGGAGGGGUUUAAGAAGAAUGAGGAGGUGCUGAAGAAGUGUGCCCAGGAGUACUUGAUGCGAGUCAAACAGGAGGAGCAACGCUAUCACACCCUCAAGCUCCACGCUGAGGAGAAAUUGGACAAGGCCAAUGAGGAGAUAGCCCAGGUGCGUGCCAAGGCCAACGGUGAGGGGGUAGCACUCAAUGCCAGCCUUAGGAAGGAACAGAUGAAGGUGGAGUCACUAGAAAGAGCUGUCCUGCAAAAGAAUCAAGAGAUCGAGGAGCUCACCAAGAUCUGCGAUGAACUGAUUGCCAAAUUAGGAACAGACUAAGACGCCUUUAAUCAAGCUCUCUUGCACUUAGUCUAUCUUUUACUAAGAAGAUCUCCCUCAGCUUCAGCCCCCAUAUCUCACUAACGUGUGGCUUGUUGUAUAAAUAAUUUGCCACAUUGACACAUCAAUCUUUUGGUAUCUGCUGUUUCUUAGUUUGAAAAGUUGCAGUGAUUGAAAUAAUGAAUUUAUUGUCUACUUUGAAUAUUAUGACAAUGGAAGAAGCACAUAUUAAGAUAUAGUGAAUUGUUAAGGACAAAUGUUUUUGAGUGGCAUUAUCAAGGAUUUAAUAAUCUCACAUUAUUACAGCCACAACAAUGGCUGCUUCCAUAUACUUCUGAGCUAUAAGAUCUGUCAUAGGUAUUAAGGUAUGCUUUAGGGUUAGAAGACUCUCCAGUUUUUACUCAAAUGGUCUUCCAUCGGAAAUGUGCACACGCAAAGUUUGACCAGGAAAAACCAACACAUCGGUUGUACUAAAAAGUAUUUUUAAAACACGUGCAUAAAGUUUAUCACAUUUUAAUAGAGGUUGUUUGUUAAAUAUCUUGGGAGAUAAUAUUGGCAAUAUAAGUGCAAUACUAUACAUUAAUUCGUGGGCUAAGAACAAGACUCUUUGGCCCACAGGGAUUGCCUGUCUUACUACUUUUUUUUGCAUUCUCCAUUGCAAAGACGGUUUUUGCGCGAGCAAACAAUUUAAUUUAGCUGAUAAAUUUCACCAAACACCAAGUUAAAUAGACAUUUUAAAUGAGUUUUGAGUUUAUUUCUUCAUUACUAUUGUUUGCCAUCAUAACGUUCUGUAAUAGCUGAUACAGCACCUAGUUAUAUGUAUGUUAAAUCAGAAUUUGGGAUUUACAUCAUCUGUUGAUUUAUUUUGCAAGAAGAUCACUUAAGAAGAUUAAUCUCAUAUUCACUUAGUGGUGGAUUAACAGUACAGGAUGUGGAGAAGUAAGUUUGUUUAGAGUCCAUCCAUGUAGGUCAAAACAAACAAUUCUCACCUGAAAGCAACUACCAUGUUGGGUUUUCUCCUCUGUGGCCAUGUGGAUAUUUUAUGUAGAUAUGUCUUAUUUAACCUAACUGUUGCUAAUGUGCCUUUAUUUUGACCUUUUUUUCCAAUAUAAAGAAGUAUGGUAAUUUUGCUUUUUCCAAUUAUUUCCCUGAUACAAGUUUUGGCACACGCUUUUGCCAAAGUGUAUAUAUGUAGAGUGAAUUAUCAAAUUAUCCGGUAAAAGAUAACGCGUAAUGUUUGCAACUCUAACACUUGAUUUUGCAAUCGGUGAGCUGUUAAUCCACAUGGUGAGCGAUGUGAUGUUUGGAAUUAAAGGGCUUUUGCUCCCAAUAGCACAGUGUUUUGGAGCGUAGAGGACCCACCAUGGUCAGUUCUCUUUUAAUUUGCUCGAGUGCAUUUUCCGUUGGAUAAAUUAAAGAGAGCAAUUAAAGCAGAUUAUAGCUACGUCAUUAAACAUACAGGGAUGUGUUACGUGCAUCUUUUUUUUUUUUAGCUUUGAAAGGCACGAUAAAUGAUUGCCUCGGAAGAUUUUUGUUUCCCGAAUGAACAAUCAAAUACAAUCUACUGUUACCAAAUCAAAAAGGUUCUCACUUUGACUUUAUGUGCUGUUUUAGUGGUAUUGCGUUUGUCCCGAAGGUGCUUUAAAUGUAAACCUGAUGUUGCAGUACAAUGUGUAUAGUUUAUACUUGAUGGAAAAGGAUAUUCAUUAUUUUGCUCUUGAUAUUUGUAAAAAUAUAAGAAAUUGAAAAAAAGAAGCUCAGAAUCUAUGUUAAUUCCUAUAUUUUCUGUAUUCCUGAAUAAAUGGUAAAUAUU